This is a messenger RNA of Tremella mesenterica DSM 1558, 951 nucleotides long. RefSeq lists its product as uncharacterized. The transcript has a single exon. The coding region runs from base 1 to 951 and encodes 316 amino acids. NCBI's taxonomy places the organism in Eukaryota, Fungi, Basidiomycota, Tremellomycetes, Tremellales, Tremellaceae. The record is from RefSeq and is a predicted model, not a curated record.
AUGGCUUUGCGUGAAGGCUAUGAUGCUAUACCACUUGAAGAACAACGGUCUGCAUCCAGUGAAGAAACCCAAGUGCCUACUCACUGGGUGGGAGACGGCUCAAUCAGACCUGCUCAGAGCGCUCGGGAACUCACAGAUGCCUUCAAUGAUACCCUUCACCACGGGAAUUCACAAGAAGAGCUUUUGGGCGCUCCUUCAACAAGCGAGACAGUGUCACAGCUUGACUUUAUGCAGAUUAUGAGACAAGGUCGUGAUGCAGUGACAAACAUCAAUUCGGAGCUGAAAGUGCAAAAGGAGGAUAACAGUGGGACGCUCUUCUGUGUGGCCAUAACAGGUCUGAUGAGUGUGGCCCUCACAAUUAUGGGUGCAAUUUUGAUUGUGAGAACCGAUUCAAUUGCGGAUGCAAUCAAGCAUCUGCAGAGCUCCAUAAAUGGCACCAACAUCCAUAGGCGCACACUUGGUGCAGAUAUGGAACACAUUCUUGACCCUGAACGGCUUUCCACAAGUUCAUUGGGUCACCUAGGGAAAGAUGUGGACAAUAUGUUGUCGGUCCUGGUGUGGGACAGUGAGCGUCAGGAGGGAAUCUUGACACAAGUGACCAGGGAACAAACAGACUUAGACAUGGGGCAGAAUGUCGCAAUGACGUCAGAAGGUUGUACACAAAGUAGCAUCAAGUGGUUAGUCUCUGAGAAUCAAAGAGGGGGCAUUGAGGGGGGUUGCACUAUGAUUAAUCCUUCACUGAUGUCAGAAAUCCUUCUUGAUGCAGAAGAAGGUCCAAUUUGGAUGUUGGUUGAUGGUCAGGUGACAAAGGGGACGUUGAAACCCAUAGCCCCUUUUGGUCGUGGCUCACCAACUGGGGAACAAGACUCAAUGUUGAAGGUUGGAGAAAAAUGGUAUACUUUGAAAGAGGAGCCCAGUGAUGGUGGUGCUGUUGGGGAGAUCAAUGAGUGA